This is a messenger RNA of Triticum dicoccoides, 2847 nucleotides long. RefSeq names its product villin-1-like. The transcript is spliced from 20 exons. The record is from RefSeq and is a predicted model, not a curated record. Gene Ontology annotation, molecular function: actin filament binding. NCBI's taxonomy places the organism in Eukaryota, Viridiplantae, Streptophyta, Magnoliopsida, Poales, Poaceae. The coding region runs from base 138 to 2714 and encodes 858 amino acids.
GCCUCUGCAGCUCCACCAAACUUCACUACCAGCUGCUUGCCCACCUUUCCUUUUCUUCUUUUCUUCAUCUUCUUCCUCCCCUGCUCUGCUCACUUGUUUGGUGGGGGCGAGCUCGCACUGCAGUGUUUCGAGGGGCCAUGUCGACAAUGAAGGGCGUCGACGGCGAGUUCCUCGGCGUCGGCGACAAGCCAGGGCUGAAUAUCUGGUGUAUUAUGGGCACCAGUGUAGUCCCAAUUGCAAAAUCCUUGCAUGGCAAGUUCUACAAUGGGAACUGCUAUAUCAUACUCCAUACAGCUGAAGUCAAGAGCGGAACUCGAAGGCAUAAUGUGCAUUACUGGAUAGGGGAGGAGGCCAAAGAGGAAGAUUGUUUGAUGGCCUCUGACAAGGCCGUUGAGUUGGAUGCGGCGCUGGGCUCUCACGCGAUCCAGUACAGGGAAACACAAGGCGAAGAAUCCGACAAGUUCUUGUCAUACUUCAAACCAUGCAUCAUCCCUGUACAAGGUAGCUUCUCUUCGCACUGGAGAAGAUCUGGGGAUGAAUGCGACGGGACCACGAUGUUUCGGUGCGAAGGAGAGCAUGUAGCUCGUCUAAGAGAAGUUCCAUUUUCGCGGUCCUCUCUGGAUCAUAAGGCGGCAUUUAUAGUGGACACACCAUCCAAGAUUUUCCUUUUCAGCGGUUGUAAUUCUUGCGUACAAACAAGGGCUAUGGCACUAGAUGUCAUAAAGCAUUUGAGAGAAAACCGACACUGCGGCAGAUGUGAGAUCGGGAUAAUAGAGGAUGGAAAGCUUGCUGGUGAUUCAGAUGCUGGUGAGUUUUGGAACCUCUUUGGAGGUUAUGCGCCUAUUCCUCGUGAUGUACCAGACGCAGCCAAUGGGGGACCGAUGACUACCUCACCCAAGAAACUUUUUUGGAUUAACAAGAGAAUCCUUGUUCCCAUGGAGGCCCAGUUUUUAGAAAGAGAAAUGCUGAAGUCUGACAGAAGUUACAUACUGGACUGUGGAGCUGAAAUAUUCUUGUGGAUAGGGAUGACAACACUAGUUUCAGAGAAGAAGACAUCUGCUACCGCAUUAGAGGAGUACGUACACUUACAAGGCAGAUCAUCAAUUGGCCGCACUGUUAUAAUGACUGAAGGUCAUGAAAUUGCCGAUUUUAAGCUGCAUUUUCAGCAUUGGCCAAAGAAUGUUGUGCAGAAGUUGUAUGAGGCAGGGCGGGAGAAAGUGGCAGCAAUUUUCAAGCAUCAGGGCUACGAUGUUGCAGAAAUUCCAGAUGACAAUCCUCGGCCGCUCAUCAGUAGUAAUGGUUGUCUUAAGGUCUGGCUGGUAGACCGUGGUUGUGUAACCCUCCUUUGCACCGAGGAGCAGGAGCAACUAUACAAUGGAGACUGCUAUAUCAUACAGUACAGCUACGCUGAAGAUGGAAAAGAUUAUCAUCUGUUCCUUGCUUGGUUUGGACAGGAUAGUGUACAGGAAGAUAGAGUUGCCACAGUUUCAUUGAUGUCAAGCAUGGCUGAUUCAGUCAAAGGGCGUGCAGUUGUGGGGCAAGUGCUUGAGGGCAGAGAACCAGAGUUGUUUUUCCUAGUAUUCAAGUCAUUGAUCAUAUUCAAGGGUGGCAGGAGUACUGCAUAUAAGAACUCUAUUCUGCAGAAAAGCAAUAGAACUGAACUGUACCAGAAAGAUGGGGCCGCAUUAUUCCGGGUUCAAGGGCUGAGACCUGAUUGCAUACGAGCCAUUCAGGUUCAUCUGGCCGCAAGUUCGCUUAAUUCGUCACACUGUUACAUUUUGCAAGACGGUGCUUCUUUCUUUACGUGGCUAGGAAGUCUUUCCUCACCCAGUGACCAUGUUCUACUUGAUAGAAUGAUGGAUAGGUUGUGUCCACUGAAGCAAUCAUCGCUAGUAAGAGAAGGUUCUGAAACUGACCGUUUCUGGACAACAUUAGGAGGAAGAUCAGAAUACUCCAAAGAAAAGCGUAUCAAGGGUUGGCCAACAGAUCCACAUCUGUAUACGUGUACUUUUCAACAAUGUCUGUUCAAGGCAAAGGAGGUAUUCAGCUUCUCGCAGGAUGAUCUGGCAACGGAGGAGACCUUGAUACUGGACUGCGGCGAAGAAAUCUACGUCUGGGUUGGACUUCACUCAGGUGUCACGUCCAAGGAGCACGCCCUCGACUUCGGCAAGAUGUUCCUUCAGGCAGGCAUUGCUCGGGAUGGACCACGGUCGGUCACUGAGACAACCGUGUAUGCUGUCGCGGAAGGGGAUGAACCUGCAUUUUUCACCAGCUUCUUCAAUUGGGAUAGCUCAAAACAAGCUGCAGCUAUGCUGGGCAACUCAUUUGAGAGGAAGCUGGCAAUGCUGAAAGGGCUUUCACCAAAAUUGGAGUCACCGGACAGGAGCUUGCGCAAGUCUUCGUCGCGAAGACAGGGGAUGUCGUCAGAGCCGACGACGCCGGAGCAGCAGCAGCAGCAGCAGCCGGCGGCGAGGAGGACGUUCGGUUCUGCCUCUGCCGGGAGGACCGCUAGGGAGAGACUGCCACCAUCUUCAUCCGCAGCGUCGCCGUCGCCGGCAACACCUUCCUGGUCUCUCAAGAGCCGAGGGUCGUCGUCGCCGUCGACGCCAGCCACGGCACGGCGGCUUUUCCCUUCCUCGCUGCACGCACCGGGGACAGCGGCCGCACAUCUCCCAUCCCCUACGGCCAUAGGGAGUCCUGGUCGACGACGGUGAGCAGAGCUCCCCGGUGCACACCGGAGGAGGAUAAGUGAUACCUGUACCUGUACCGUAACAUACGCCCGAUAUUUGCUUGCCCUAGGGGAUGAACUGCAGUCAAAGUCCUCCAUCACAGAACGUGAUUUCGCCU